AUGGAUAUUAUUGAGGAUGGCCUUUACUUAGGCAGCCGUCCACGGAAUUGCGAUUUGCCUAAGUUGCGGAAGGCAAAGAUUAAAGCAAUUCUGACAGUUGACAUGAGUCCGCUCGAAGAUGCCGUUUUUAAUAAUUAUAAGCGUCUUUACAUCAAGUUGGCUGACGACCCCUCUCAAAACAUACUAACUGUGCUUGAGGAAGCGUUGCUUUUUAUUGAGGAAAACAUACAGGAGGGCGCGGUGUUGGUGCAUUGGUAUGCCUUUUACCCGUUGCGUCACGUCUGUAGCCUCGCGGGCGUCUCCCGUAGUGCAACUGUUGUCAUCGCCUAUGUUAUGCGCAAAUACGGAAUCUCGUAUAAUGAUGCCUUUUACAGAGUAACGCGAAUGCGUUCGGUUCCAAAUUCAGGCUUUAUCAACCAACUCAAAUUGUUUGAGAGCAUGAAUUUUACAGUGGACGAGACUUCUCCACUGUAUAAGCAGUUUGCGAAUAAAGUCGGUGCUUUUCAGAUAGUUUCGCGUAGGUAUUCAUCUGGAUUAAUUUUUUAG
Messenger RNA from Dibothriocephalus latus, 546 nucleotides. NCBI's taxonomy places the organism in Eukaryota, Metazoa, Platyhelminthes, Cestoda, Diphyllobothriidea, Diphyllobothriidae. The record is from the annotation of a GenBank genome assembly.